This is a messenger RNA of Chara braunii, 2192 nucleotides long. The record is from the annotation of a GenBank genome assembly. Lineage: Eukaryota; Viridiplantae; Streptophyta; Charophyceae; Charales; Characeae.
GUAUACAUACGAAGCAGGUUAAUGUUUGGAUUUUGGAUCAAAUGUAUGAGUUGCAUGUGCCCCAGUAUGUACCUGAUGAGACCCAUCAGUCCCCGAUCCACUGCAAGCCGUACCGAUACUCGUUAACAGAGCGCAAGACGGCCUUGCAGCGAAUCAGGGAAUUUGAGGCGAACAGAUGGAUUGAGCCUGCCACCAGUCCCUGGUCGUUCCCCGUUGUAUUGGUUCUUAAAAAGAACGGGUCAGUUCGCAUAUGCAUCGAUUAUCGAAAGCUGAAUGAUAUCACGAUUAAAAAUGUGUAUCCCCUUCCCCGGAUUGAUGAUCUGCUUGAUGCGAUUGGGUGCGCUAACUACUUCAGCAAGUUCGACAUUCGGCAUGGGGUUCAUCAUAUCUUGGUGAAGGAAGAAGAUCGGCCCAAGACCGCCUUCGUUUUGUUUGAAGGCACAUGGCAGUGGGUUCGGUGCCCGAUGGGAAUCUGCAAUGCGCCUGCCACGUUUCAGCGAGCGAUGAACGUGACUUUUCAUAAUUUCGUCAACAAGACACGAAUGACUCAGGGGAUGAUCAACUUCUGCGUCAUUGUGUAUAUGGAUGACAUUCUGGUGUACUCAGACACGUUUCACGGACACGCGCAACACAUCGAAUGGACGCUAGGUGCUUUGAGAGACGCAGGUUUCAAGAUUGCGCUGGAAAAGAGCGAGUUUUUCCUUCCGGAAAUCUCGUUCUUGGGAUAUGUUGUGACACGUGGAGGCCUGCGGCCAGACUCUCGAAAAGUCGCGGCGGUGAAGGAGGCCCUGGUUCCGACCUCACUGACGCAGGUUCGAGCCUUCUUGAGCUUGGCCUCGUAUUACCGGCGGUUCAUCAAGGGGUUCGCGACGAUAGCAAGGCCUCUAACAAACCUGCUGCGAAAAGAACAGCCCCUUCAUUGGGACGAUGAGUGCGACCGGGCCUUUGGGGCCCUGAAGGAUGCUCUCAUCACGGCCCCGAUUCUGAUUCGGCCGGACCCCUCUCGGCAGUUUAUUCUCAUCACUGACUGGCAGCCGGAGGCUAUUUCGGCAAUUCUGGCACAGAAGGGAAACGAUGGGAAGGAGCAUGUCAUUGAGUACGCKUCCCGGACGGUGCCAGACGAGCGACGAAACGAUUCCGCGCCACAAGGAGAGUGCUAUGCGGUAGUUUGGGGUAUCCAGCACUUCCAUCCGUAUUUGUACGGUCAGAAGUUUUUGCUCGUCACCGACCAUGAACCUCUGUUGGCUCUGAAAAAGCUAACCAAUUACACGGGCAUGAUUGGACGAUGGGCGGUGCGGUUGCAAGAAUAUGAAUUUGACAUUGUUCAUCGAAAGACGGAGAGACAUGGCAACGCCGACGGACUGACACGUUUGCAUCGAUCCGGUAAAGUACUAAAGGCGGAAGAGAUCACACCGUGGAAGGACCCGGACAUCAAUAACGGUCCAAAGUACGGAGAAGUUGCGGUUAUUCCACGUGGCCAGAAGCCGCUGGCAGACAAUCUCGACGUCAACAUCGUCUCCCAGGAGGAUCCGCGCUUGGUGCCCCACGUCACCUCGCGCACGCUAUUGCCGUAUCUUCAGUGGUCAGCUUGCAUGGAAGGCUUCCCAUCGAGAAAUCCGCCUUCGCGAUUGGAUUAUUUGGAUCCAAGCGACAUCUUGGAUCCCGCUUUCUACAGACCGCCGUACGAAGACGAAUUGGAGGAGACAAUCCGUGAGGAGCUCGCGGAGGAAAGUUCGGAGGAGGAGGAGGAGAAUCCGAAAGAAGAUGAAGGGGAGCCAGCACAGCAGCGAGAAGACGAAGAAGACGAGCUCGCACAAGCGGAGAACGAAGAGGAAGCAGAAGAAGAAGACAGCGAGCAAGGGAGCGGUGACGACAACGACGAGGAGCAUGCCGCCGAGGAGCCCCAACUGAAAAUUGUGCUGGUUGUUGAUCUUCCGAUCAGCAACGAUCCAACGCUCGACCCGAAGCCACCUCAGCCAGACGACGGCGAUGUGGCCCAGAUGGCUGGGCCGUCCGCUCGCCGUCCUCCUUCCCCACCGCGACGCCGACGACGAAGCCGCUCCCCCUCCGCCUCCUCCUCCCUCGCGACCCGUCCCCCACUUCGAGCACGUCGAGAUGAGACCGAUCGGUCUUUGUCCUCGGGCUCUCUCUCGACGCCCCCUUGACUUCCUCACCCUGCGCCAACUCAUCCG